UUUCGCUUGCCCCGCUCGACGGAAUCCGGAAGUGGACUUCCCUGGUUUUCCUUGCACGCUUGAAAGUUGGAAGGUGACGAGUGGUCAUCGAGGAAGAAAUCCUGGAAGAAAACGUUUUCUUUAAAGCUCGAUAUUGAAGUGCUCGGCUUCCAUUCCGGUUCUGGAAUGAUGAUUUUCUUGCUAGGGCUCUUUGUGUGAGCUUAAGUCCGAUUUCGAGUUUCGAUUCUGAAGGAUUGGACGCUAGACGACGAUUCAAGAGGUUUCUAGGUUUGUUUUCUUCAUCGUUUGAUUUGGAUUUGUUACGAUCAUGAGGAUCACUGAAGUGGAGGAGGGAAAGUCGGAGAACUGUGAUGAGAAUGAGAUUGUGCCGAUUUGCGCGAAGAGAGUGCUGGUUGGGGCGGGGGCGAGGGUUCUUUUCUACCCGACUCUUCUCUACAACGUCAUCCGCAAUAAGAUUCAGGCAGAGUUUCGUUGGUGGGACGAAGUUGAUCAGUUUCUGCUGCUUGGUGCUGUUCCUUUUCCAAAAGAUGUACUUCUUUUACAACAGCUUGGAGUUCGUGGUGUUGUCACUCUGAAUGAACCAUAUGAGACAUUGGUUCCUUCUUCUCUCUAUAAAGCUCAUGGAAUUGAUCAUCUUGUGAUUCCCACCAGAGAUUACCUUUUUGCUCCUUCAGUUGUAGAUAUCUCCAGGGCUGUGGAUUUCAUUCACAGGAAUGCAUCCUGUGGCGGAAUUACAUAUGUUCAUUGUAAGGCUGGAAGAGGACGUAGUACCACUAUUGUUUUAUGCUAUUUGAUAGAGUAUAAGAACAUGACACCCGCUGAUGCGUUAGAACAUGUUCGAUCAAGAAGGCCUCGAGUGCUGUUGGCUCCAUCGCAGUGGCAGGCUGUUCAAGAAUAUGGAAGGCGCAAAUCAGAGUUUCCAGCACUUCAGAGGUGCACACUGAAAUGCUCUCCAUCAAGUGAUGCUAUUCUGAUAACAGAAGCUGAUAUACAAGGAUAUAACAACACCAGCGAGGAUUGCUCUGAAGGUCAGGCGAUUGCCCUCCAUUGCCCAACAAAAGUUAGGCCAGCUCUGCUUUCGCAGCUCGGUUCGACAAUAGGAGAUGAGGUUCUGAUCACAUAUGAAGAUCUGGAAGGUUAUGACAGCAUUGUCAAUGAAGUUUCUAAAGAUAGGAGCAACGAAAUUGUCUCAAGGCUUUCCUGCUUCUUUUCAACCUUCAGAAUUUCUAGCAGUUGCUCACCCUCUUCUAACAGGCUUCAAGAAGUCCAAGCCUGCUAGCUUUACCUACAGCAGUUUGGUCAGACAUUUCUCUGUCUAUGGAGUUGUUGGAAAGGAAGAGUAUUAAAAGUUCCUUUUUUUUUUUAAGUUGUUGUAUGCUUCAUCGACUAAUAUGGAUUGGGGCAUCUUUGGGAAGUUAAAAUAAAUAAUUGUUAUUAUAACUGUGUUAUGCUUCUUACUCCUGCGGCAUGUUAUGUAAAUCAUGUCAUUAAUUUUGUGUGGGUAGUUUUCAGUUCUAUCUCA
Messenger RNA from Dendrobium catenatum, 1522 nucleotides. RefSeq names its product putative dual specificity protein phosphatase DSP8. Lineage: Eukaryota; Viridiplantae; Streptophyta; Magnoliopsida; Asparagales; Orchidaceae. Gene Ontology annotation, molecular function: phosphatidylinositol-4,5-bisphosphate 5-phosphatase activity; protein tyrosine/serine/threonine phosphatase activity. The transcript has 6 exons. The record is from RefSeq and is a predicted model, not a curated record. Gene Ontology annotation, biological process: protein dephosphorylation. The coding region runs from base 308 to 1279 and encodes 323 amino acids.